AGUACCCCUACCUUGUAUGUAUAGAUGUACCUUUACAGAUAUUGUUUUCUCUUCUUCUUCUUCUCUCUUUGCUUUGUUUCUCUCGAAUUUCGAAGCCGCACCUUUUCCUUUUUUCUCUUUUCUUCUCCGGUGCUGCUCUCGUCUCCAUAACCACGAGGGGCAUCUGGGGAGCACAUACUUUUGUACCUCGCCUUUCUUUCCUUUCUCUUGACCAAAGAGACAGCAUAGCCGCGACAACACACACACACACAAGCAGUGAUGGAAUCGUCCACAUCGCCUGUGAACCUCGCCAGCCCCGUCACGCCGUCCUCCGCACCAGACGUCAUCGCAGAAGGCGUCGGCGUCGUGGUGCGAGUCCGGCCGCUCUCCACCAAGGAGAGGGCCGACCCCUCCGUGCACAACUGUAUCCAGGCGCUUUCCGACAUCGUCGUCAUUGAUCCGAAUGCCCGCAAGCGAUCGGCCAGCGUGGACGGUAGGGCGACGGGGCGCGCGGCGACUUCGCCAACUUCUGCAUCGUCCGCCGCUGCUUCCAUGACGCCCGCGUCGCAGCCGAUUCGCAGCUCGACGCGGCCGUACCAGUUCUCCGUCGACCACGUGUUCCACUCCCACGCCGCACAGAUUGAGGUGUACGAGGAGUCGUGUAAGCGCAUUGUCGAGGGCGUCUUCCACGGCAUUAACGGUUCUAUUUUGGCCUACGGCGCCACAGGGUCCGGCAAAACCCACACGAUGUUCGGCAGCACCAUGAGUGCCGCGGGCAUCGUCUACCAAGCGGUGCAGGACAUCUUCGCAGAGAAGGAUCGGCUGGAGGAGGAGGAGGGCAAGCGCGUCCGUGUCAAGUGCAGUUUUCUGGAGGUGUACAACGAGGAGGUGUUCGACCUGCUGGUGAAGGCGGACGGCAGCAGCUGCGACGGCGGUGGCGGCGCGGCGAGCACGACGGCGUCUGGGCCGCGCCCGAAUAAGCGUGUCGCACUCCAAAUACGCGAGACGGGCCUCAGCGACAGCGAUGCGCGCGGCGCCACGGGCAGCGGAAACGGGAAGCUGCACAUCCCAGGUCUCACCCACAUCUUUCCGGAGACGUUGGAGGACUUCACCCGGGGUGUGGAGCACGGCCACGCCCAGCGCUUCGUUGCCGCGACAGGGGCCAACGCGCAGUCGAGUCGGUCACACGCGAUUAUCACGGUGGAGGUCGAGGUGCGGGAUGUCCCUGCGGCUGCGGUUGCGGAUGACGGCGGCUGCGCCUCUCCCACCGCUUCAGGCCAGCGCGAGGAGGAUAACGUGUCCGAUGGACAAACACCGUCCAAUAACACGGCCGCACCGCGCAAGAAGCAGCCCGCGCCCACCGUGACGAUCGCGUCGAUCCAGUUCGGCGAUUUAGCGGGGUCGGAGCGGGCCGCGUCGACGAGCAACACCGGUCUGCGCCUGCGCGAGGGCGGCAACAUCAACCGCUCCCUCUUAGCCCUCGGCGCCAUGGUGCAGAGCCUUGCCCAGCAGAAGGUGAAGAGGCGCCAGACCGGCGGCAAAGGCGGCGGCAAGAUGUUUAUUCCGUGUCGUGGGUCGAAGCUGACGCGGCUGCUGCGAGACUGUGUUGGCGGCAACUGCCGCACCAUGAUGCUCUUCUGCAUUAGCCCCAGCACAAAGCAAAUCGAGGAGACGGUCAACACGAUGAAGUUCGCGAUGAACGCGCGGGAGAUUCAGGUGUUGGCGCACCGCAACGAAUUCGCCGUGAACUCCAGUCAGCUCGCCAAGACGCAGGAGACGGUGAUUGAGGAGCUGCGUGCCGAGCUGGCCCGAACGCGCGCCACGCUGGCGCUCUACACCGGCGAGGAAUCGGCGCUAAAUGAAGUGAAGGAGGCGAACAGCAGCAGCACACCCGUGACGUCGACCAAGUUGGAGAGCCCCUCCGCGUUCGGUCGACAGCCAUCGACCGUUUCGAUCGAGAGCCCCACUGUGGGGAACACGAACCACAAUAAUAAUAGCAGCGGUAGUGAAGACGGCCCAGCUCGUCUCGGUCUAGCGACGACGGCGACGACGGCACCACCGCGGCCAAACACUCCUCCCGCGGCUCCUCCCCGCGGAACGGUGACUCCGUCGGCCAGCAUGAGCGGUGGUGGACACCCCGGCACCUUAACCGCCUCUCCCUUCUCUGCCAGCGCCGUAGAGAUGUCGUUUGGCAGCAGCGGCACGCCGCGGCCCUCCCUCAGUCUCCGCACCGCACGUCCCUCCGUCUUUGCCGAAAACACGCGUCUCUUCUCGGAUCUCGAGGCGAAGCUGAAAGACUUCUCGGCGCAGAAGGAGGCGCUCUACCACGAGGUCCGCGAGGCAGAAGAGCGCGAGCGGGACGGAGACGCUGAGCUGCGUGAUUUGCAGUGGCGCCUCGCCACUUUCCUCGUCAGUGACGCUUACGGCAGCCGCGCGCGCGGAGAGACGGAUCUGAGCAGCAUCAGCUCUACCGUGGGCGUCGCCGGCCUGCGCAAGACGAUUGCGAGCAUGGAAGAGGCCCGGGCGCGGCAGGCGUCGCAGCUAACGGAGCUGACGGAUCGACUCGAGGAGGCAGAUCGGCAGUUCGCGGCGACACGCAAGUCGCUGCUGCGGGAGCGGCAGGGUACCGCGCUGGAGCUGCUGCUCGACAACGCGCGCCUGCGGCAGAGCUGCACCGAGGCGGAGUGUCUCGCCGCGCACUACCACCAGGAGUGUCGCUCCCUGCUGAACGGUGAGGCAGAGUACGCGGAGGCGCUGAGUAAAUGCGUGGGUGCCCUGCAGCGGGUCCGUCCGAUUCUGUCCCAACUCCUCCCCCGCAGCCGGCCCGGCAGCGUCGACGCCGGCAGCGUUGCGACAGCGAUGGAGGUGACGGAUGUGGCGCUGCUCUUCGCCCUGCUGCCGACCGCGUCGACGGGGCAGCGCAUGCAGACCUUCGAGUCCGCGCUGCGCUCGACGACCGUCGUGCGGCUGCCACACGGCGCUGAGCAGCUGCGAAACGAGCCGGAGGGUCCGGUCUCGCCCGCCCCCUUUGUGCAUCCGCCGUUGGCACCGAGCCCGUCGAAUCGAUCGGGCAGCGGCAGCCCCAUCCGCGGUGUCCGCUCCAGAAUCACACCGCAGUCCAAUCAACUCGCGGAGCAGUUCCGCGACCUCGUCGCGACGGCGGAGUCGCUGCACCUGACCGGUGGCGGCGACGGAGGCAACACUAAUACUAGUAGUAGUAGUGCGAAGGGCGGCGGCGGUGGUGCGCGGACGCGGCACGGUCGUGAUGCCGCCGCGCCGGCCCGUGCUCGUGCGUUUGGGCGGACGGUCAGUCUUACCGGUUUGACCGCCACAAAACCCACCGCCGCAGCAACGAGAGCGGGAGCAGCGGCAACGAAGAUAUCAACAGCAGCCGCGAACAGCGGCAAAAAAAGGAAAACUGCCGGGCGUUCCACUGGGGCUUCACGAGGAGAUGGCGGCGGCGGCGGCCGAGGGAAACCGCGCUCGGCAGCCGACGUGUCAUCUUGUGAGCGCAACGACGCCAACGGUAAUUCAACUGCUGCUGCUGCUGCUGCGGGAGCAACAGCGAUGCGCACCGCAGCGUCAUCAGGCGUAGCGGCUCCGCGACCGUUGCAGCGUUCCUUGUCUGCCCCGGUCCCGCUCAGUCGUAGCGCAUCUGCGCGUGUCACGCCGGUGCGCGGCGGUAGCGGGGGCACCGUGUCAGGACCGCUCGGAAAGCGAGGAAAGACAAUGACACAAAAGCCCGCGACUGCGAUCCCCUUCAGCGGCGCACCACACAAUAGUCCCAGCCGCGCCACGCGGGCGAACAACGCGGCUUCGCUGGAGAAGACGCCGGAGAAGGCCACCAAGACUGUCGGUGCCUCUCCGGGUCAUCGCCUUUCCCCGAAGGCGAUGUGGUCAGUAGCGGGCACCAACCCCUCCACAAACAGCCAGAGCAACAAAGGAGGAGGUAGCAGCAACAUCAACAACAACGGCGGCGCAGCCGCCUUUGCACGCUACAACACCACCAAGGUGUUUCGUACGUCAAGCAAACAUCAAAACGGUGACGAUGCUGACCGGCUUUCUCCUCUUGCUGCCGAGGCAGCGCCGCGCGCUUCGACAGCAGAAGAGGCGCCCCACAGCGCCGGUAGCGGCAGCGCACCGAGCAGCAGCCAUCGAUCAAAAGGCAAAGCACACUGGCCUGCUGCAGGGAAGCGCGCGGACGUCGCAGGCCCUGCCAGGCGUCGCAGCGGCGACCUCGCAGCGCAACUGUCUCAGCGUAGAAAAGAGCGGCGAGAACCGGCCGCGGACACGAAGCGGAGACGCGGUGCGGCACACAAGAUGUCGCGGCCGAAGCCGUCGACCGGAGACGCGACGAAGCCAUCCGUUGACCCACACGCAAUGACCAACUUCGACUCGCGAUGCAGCCGUCCGCGAAACAACACCGGCACCACCCUAUCCCCGCUUCUGUCGUCGUGCAGCAGUCUGGCCGCUGACCUCGACGGCGCUGACCGCCUUUGUGGGCUGCGCGAGCGCGAAAACGGCAGCGAUGUCAGCGUCGGCAGCGAUGCCCGCUCGCCGAUGGCGAAGGAGAAGCAGCGAGCGGCCGCCAACAGCAUGGUCACGUCGCUCGACAACACCCAGAGACCGUUGCGUGACGGACACGUGCGGCUGACGGUGGCAAGUCUGCUGGAGCGUGCGUCCACGGCGCCUGCUAUGCCGUACUACAGCACUCGCUCCCCGCUUUAUCCGCAAGACGGCGGUGUGAACCUGAACAAGGAGAACCGGCAGUACUUCGCCGUGCAAUCGCGGACGCGUACCUCGCUGCCGGAUGACCUGACAGUGAGUCGCAGCACGCUUUUCUCGGAUUCUCCUCCACACAACCGCGAUGUGGCCGCUUCAGGGAGCCGCCGCUAA
Messenger RNA from Leptomonas pyrrhocoris, 4875 nucleotides. Its product is annotated as putative kinesin. Gene Ontology annotation, cellular component: kinesin complex; mitotic spindle midzone; mitotic spindle astral microtubule. Gene Ontology annotation, biological process: microtubule depolymerization; mitotic sister chromatid segregation; microtubule-based movement. The transcript has a single exon. Lineage: Eukaryota; Euglenozoa; Kinetoplastea; Trypanosomatida; Trypanosomatidae. Gene Ontology annotation, molecular function: ATP hydrolysis activity; ATP binding; microtubule binding. The record is from RefSeq and is a predicted model, not a curated record. Bases 259 to 4875 code for a protein of 1538 amino acids.